AUGACACCGUCAACUGUGGCUUUCUCCUCUGGCCUAGUGAACAGACAGGGCUUCGCCGCACUGCCAGACGAGCUCUACCUCGAAAUAAUCUCAAAACUCCCAACACCUCCGAUACCAAAGUUCGCAGAAAGCCCCGAGGAGACCAGAGGCCUCCGCGAGCGAUACAAAACUCUCCUGUCACUCUCCCAAACCUGUCGCUCGCUCCGGCACGUCUUCCUGCGAUAUCUGUGCCAGCGAGUGGAGGUAUACAACGAGAUGCAGACGAGCGACGGGGUUCUUCCUAGCCUGUACUACUACAGGCCUGUUAGCAGCCCUAAUAACGGACAUAUUCUGCGGGUCCGACCGUAUGCAGAAGAGAUUCUGGAGCAGCUCGAGAGAGUGACGAUUCGCGAUGAGAGCCUGGCUGUACAUGUCAACGUUCUGAACCUGACCAUCCCCGACUACUCCUUGAGAACCCUCCUCCCAGAGCUUGCGCGAUGCAUUGGGCUCUUCCACAACCUGCACACCGUCCAGCUGAAUCUCUACCUAGCGGAGAAGCAUGACAAGUAUGUCGAGAGGUACUUCAAGGAGUAUACCUACCCGAAUAUCCGGACCGUGUCUGUCGAUGGAUCCGACCUCCAUCGCAUGGGUUUAGCUGAAAAUGAUGACUUGGACGUAGGUCUCGUCGAGAAGUGUCCCCGCCUGCGGGAUAUCACAGUGGACUAUAUGAGCUUGAGAAUAUCCGCCAAGCUCGACAAUUCUCUCAAGCGCCUAUCUCUCCUGCCUAAGCUCCAGACGCUGAGACUGGCGAUGCACGUGCAGUUUGAAUUCCUUCAUUUGGGACGCAUCUGGAGGCAAUUCGGCAUAUCCUCUUCGUCCCCUAACUGGUCUGAGAUUGACAGGUGCGAAAAAUGGGCAAUGGAGGUUUUGCACGAUGUCAAAUCCCCCGAGAAGGUGAACAAGAGAGUGUACGUCAUUUCUAAGCUUAAAACGAGGUGCCGGCUUGUUUAA
Messenger RNA from Cyclocybe aegerita, 990 nucleotides. Lineage: Eukaryota; Fungi; Basidiomycota; Agaricomycetes; Agaricales; Hemipholiotaceae. The record is from the annotation of a GenBank genome assembly.